This is a messenger RNA of Lepidothrix coronata (blue-crowned manakin), 3217 nucleotides long. RefSeq names its product sarcoglycan gamma (gene SGCG). Gene Ontology annotation, cellular component: sarcoglycan complex; sarcolemma. The record is from RefSeq and is a predicted model, not a curated record. Lineage: Eukaryota; Metazoa; Chordata; Aves; Passeriformes; Pipridae. Bases 268 to 1143 code for a protein of 291 amino acids. Gene Ontology annotation, biological process: cardiac muscle tissue development; heart contraction. The transcript is spliced from 9 exons.
AGAGCGGCGCCCGCCCCGCGUCCGCCGCCCCGCCAGGGCGAGGAAAGGAGGCGCAGCCCUUGGGGAGGCAGCUGGAUGAAGGCGUGUACCUCAGGGCGGGCUCGGCAGCCCCUCGGGCAUGAAGGGGACCGCGGGGACUCUGCCCUGUCCUGCAGCCGAGCGGGGACAUCAGGAAGACAGCUGCCUUCAGAUGAUACAGAACUCACUGACAGUUGCUCUUGCUUCAGUCCUACUUCAUGAGAACUUCAGAAGAUACUAACUGAGCAGAUGGUACGUGAACAAUACACUACGACAACACCAGGCACUAGCCUAGAGAGGCCGAAGAAUGAAUAUGUCUACAAAAUUGGAAUUUAUGGCUGGAGAAAGCGUUGCCUCUACCUGUUUGUUCUCCUCCUGCUUAUCAUCCUAGUUGUGAAUUUUUCUUUGACAAUUUGGAUUCUUAAAGUGAUGUGGUUUUCCCCAACUGGAAUGGGACACCUGCGUGUUACAAAAGAAGGUCUUCGUCUGGAAGGGGAAUCUGAAUUCUUAUUCCCUCUUUAUGCCAAAGAAAUCCAUUCUAGAGUGGACUCAUCACUGCUUCUCCAGUCUACUCACAAUGUGACUGUGAAUGCUCGCAAUUCGAAUGGGGAAGUCACAGGCAGAUUAAAUGUGGGUCCUAAAAUGGUAGAAUUCCACGGUCAGCAAUUUCAGAUCAACUCAAAGGAUGGAAAGCCACUUUUUACAGUGGAUGAAAAUGAGGUUGUAAUUGGCACAGAUAAGCUUCGAGUCACAGGGCCUGAAGGAGCACUUUUUGAACACUCUGUAGAAACACCACUUGUAAAAGCAGAGGCUUUUAAACAGCUUAGGCUGGAAUCACCAACACGAUCUUUGAGCAUGGAUGCACCACGAGGAAUUAAUAUCAAAGCACAAGCUGGGAAUAUUGAAGCUCUUUCGCAGAUGGAUAUCAAACUACACAGCAGUGAUGGUGUGCUUUUGCUCGAUGCUGAAACUGUGCGACUGCCCAAACUACCUGAGGGUACAAGGGGCGGAUCCGGUAUUUCUCAGGGGCUCUAUGAAAUCUGUGUGUGUCCAGAUGGAAAGCUCUACUUGUCAGUGGCUGGCGUGGGCUCCACCUGCCAAGAAUACAGCCGUGUCUGCCAAUGAGGCACCAGAAAAGGCCGCACACCCCCUUGCGCAUCUGAGUUUUAUAUUACUGCUAAAAAGCACUACUGCAAGAGUAUUUUUCAGAAUUUAAAAAACUAAGUACUUCAAUUUAGGAAGCAAAUUUGUAUCUACAGUUCUGGACUACAGGGUGUAAGGGGAAGAAGAGCACAAAUGACAUUUCAGCUUCAGAAGAAUGACUUGAAUCAAAUUACAUGUUCUGUCAGUAACACUUUGAAAACAGCCUUACAGAGAGCAUAAAAAAAUAAAACUAUGUUUCCUUGCUGAACUGUUAUUCAGUUCAGAUGUUUAUGUCAUUGUUCCUAUUUUUGAGAUCCGUGGGUUUUUUCUCUCACUACUUGUAAGCACUUACUGUAUGAGUGGGUGAAUUUAGAUUGAGGGAACUACUUGAACUAUUUGCUAAGACAAAGCAUUAUUUGGAGAAUUCAGAAAGUGCCAGCAAAUGGUCUAUGCAAUUUUGUUCUUGCAAUAACACAUGAUAUAAAAAUGUGAUAUUUGUAUAAGUUCUCUGUAAAAGGUGUUAACUUGCUAAAGCUUUCUAUUUUAAUUUGGCAACAUAUAUGCUGAUUUGCUUAUUACUGAGAUUCAUAUAAAAUUAACUAAUAGUAAAAGCUCCAGAAUUCAUUAAUACCUUCGUGCGUCUCAAUUCUGUCCACUAUACAACAGAGAAAUACAUUAUUAAAUUUUAUAAUAGCAGUUGUUUGUUCUACUGCCUGUACUGUCAUAUUCAUUUAAAUCCUUUUUUAUUUUAGGACAUGCUAAUUCAAUAAGGCAAUUUGUUCUGCCAGCUGGACCACUAAAAAGAAAAAAAGUGUGGCUUCAGAUUGUCUGACACAAGGAAUUGUUUUAGCAGUGGGGAAAAAAGUUCUUUUACACAGCCCACAGGUUUCAAUUAACAGGAAUAUUUUAUUUCUGUCUGCAGCUGUUGACUGAUAUUUCUGAUCCUGACAGAGUGGGACUCCAUCACAAAUGGACAGAAUAAAACUGCUCUUUAUUUUUUACAUUAGGACUUGGGUUACAAAAUAAGUGCUCACCAGAGUUGACAAACUCUUUAGUAACCUUGUAAAGAAAUACAGCUGCAGACCCAUUCCCCUGUACAGUGUUGCACUGAACACAAAUAAAUUGUUUGCACAUCUCUGGGUAGCAAGAUUUGUAUUUAAUAGUCUGUUGUUUAAACCUCAUGGGUUUUUAAUUCCUUUGAUGCUGUUUUGUAUACACUUGAUGGUAUUGUUAUCCAGGAAGGAGCUGCUAUCACAUGGUGCCUUGGUGUCUAUUUACAGAAGGAUUUUAACCCAUAAUUGUUAGUAAACCACAGAAUGUCCAUCCUUUGGAAAAAAUAAUAAUCAUCCUUAAAACAGGAGAAUUGGAACAAAAGAGUUACUAACUUUUUUUAAACUUGCUACUUCGGCUUUGUUGAACAAGGGAAGAAAACAAACACUCAGUUAACAUGCCUGGUACACACAAAAGCCUGAGCUGAGGAACAGUCCCCUGUUGACAGUAUCCACUAGUAUUGCGGUAAAGCCCUGGACAGUCCCUGCCUCAAGGGCUGCCUUUGCAAUUUACCUAACUAGUCUGAUGUACAAAACUGAAACUGCCCUUCGGCAUUAAUUGUGGAGCCCCCACAAUUAAUGCGAGCUAGAAGAGCUUCAACAGGGCAAGUAGAAAAUGCUUAAGCUGAGCUUAAGCAAUUGAAGCAAGGUCUCACAUGUUAUUUGGAGACUGCUCCAAUUGCUAAUACAUUCCCUAAAUGAGAAGUAGGAAGCCACACUUCUUUAACAUCUGAAAUUCCCUUUUCCUGGGCUUAGACUCACUCACUCCUACCUUCAGGAGCAGGUCUGAGGCUGUUGGCCAUAAAGAGAAGAAUUUAUAUCUCUACAACAAUAUCUCUUGAUUAUAUCUGCCCCUCCAACUAAGCCUUCUUCUGAGGCAGACUUUAACAGAAACAUGUCUUCAGUAUUCCUUAGGCAGUUUAGGUGGUUCCAGCUCCAUGCAUAAGCUUUUACAAACCAAACUACGAGCAGAUUUAGCUUAUUCAUUGGAUAGAAAGUAUGAGUAU